AUGUCUGUCACGACAAGUCUUAUCAAAGCAGCUGUUGUUCAAGCUGAACCAGUCUGGUUUGACUUACCUGGUACUGUUACAAAAACAUGCGAUCUAAUCAAAGAUGCCGCUUCGAAGGGAGCGAAAAUUAUUGCCUUCCCUGAGCUUUGGUUACCAGGUUAUCCUACAUGGAUCUGGGCCCGUCCAAUGGAUCUUGAGAUGGUCGUCAAAUACACCAAGAACUCAUUGAAAAUCGAUUCAAGUGAAAUGCAAGACAUCAAGUCUUGUGCAGUAGACAACAAUAUUGUUGUUUGUCUUGGGUUCUCUGAGCGAAGCGGAGACUCUCUCUACGUUGCUCAAUGCAUAAUUAACAGCAACGGUGAAGUUGUGAUGACAAGGCGAAAACUCAAACCUUUCCAUGUCGAGAGGACUAUCUUUGGUGAUGGGCAUGGCCCCUCACUUGACAAUGUUGCUCUCACUUCUGUUGGGAGAGUUGGGCAAUUAUCCUGUGGAGAACAUUUCAAUCCCCUGAUCAACUUCAAUACUUUCUCCCAAGGAGAGCAGAUUCAUUGUGCGGCAUGGCCCUGUGUGCCAGCUCACUCAGGCGGACCCGAACCAUACUCCAUGUCCGAUGAAGCGGUAGCAGCCAUCUCUCAGGUCUACUCUAUCCAAGCCCAGUGCUAUACACUACACUCUACAAUGGUAAUCUCACAGCCGUCCAUUGACAUGAUGGGUACAAAACAGGCACCAGUUUUUAAUGUCCCUGGUGGAGGAAACGCGAGGAUAUUUGCACCAGACGGGCGACAAUUGACAAGCGAGCUGCUAGCAACGGAAGAAGGCAUGGUAGUGGCAGACUUGGAUGUGAAUCAAGUGACUAUGCAUAAAGCAAUCCUUGACACCUGUGGACACAACGGGAGACCAGAGUUACUAUGGUUGGGCCGGGAUAAUCGGGCAAUGUCGGCAGUUCGAACAGAGAGAGACAUUUAG
Fusarium proliferatum ET1 is the source of this 966-nucleotide messenger RNA. RefSeq lists its product as uncharacterized. The coding region runs from base 1 to 966 and encodes 321 amino acids. The transcript is spliced from 4 exons. Gene Ontology annotation, molecular function: catalytic activity. The record is from RefSeq and is a predicted model, not a curated record. Lineage: Eukaryota; Fungi; Ascomycota; Sordariomycetes; Hypocreales; Nectriaceae.